Spizellomyces punctatus DAOM BR117 is the source of this 934-nucleotide messenger RNA. RefSeq lists its product as uncharacterized. Bases 124 to 789 code for a protein of 221 amino acids. The transcript has 2 exons. Lineage: Eukaryota; Fungi; Chytridiomycota; Chytridiomycetes; Spizellomycetales; Spizellomycetaceae. The record is from RefSeq and is a predicted model, not a curated record.
AUAGAGAAAAGUUUUGAAAACAGAGUUUUGGCAUUUGCAGUUCACGUAAAACUACCAAGCGCGUCCUUGGUUUUUGACGCGUCCAAAUCUCUCUCGCCUCUCAACCAACUGGCCAUUCCGACCAUGCUCACCUCAAACCCCCUCGAACAGUACAUUCUCCCAAACGCCCCACCAACAGUGUACUACAUCCCGUCCUUCCUAACCCCCCAAGAAUCCACAACCCUCCUCGAAAAAAUCUACAAAACCCCCAAACCAAAAUGGGUUUCCCUUCGUAACCGCCGCUUACAGAACUGGGGUGUCCUUGCAGGGCAUUGUCCCCUUUCAGACCCACUACCCCCUUGGUUAACCGCCAUCGAAAACCGAAUCGCAGCAUUGGGUAUAUGGCAUCAACAUUCCCACGCCAACAAUUGUCUUAUCAACGAGUAUUUACCAGGGCAAGGUAUCCUCCCCCACGAAGACGGCCCAGCCUUCCACCCAACAAUAGCAACCCUCUCCCUCUCAAGUACCUGUCUCCUCCAAUUAUACCCACACGGUCAAACCAAAGCCUCUCAUACCCUGUUUUUGGAACCGGGGAGCUUGUUGGUGUUGGAUGGGGAGGUUUAUAGGGGGUUUUUGCAUGGGAUUCCUGAGCAGAGGGUUGAUGUUCUUGAAGGGGUUGUGAAUCCUGUUCGAGAUUUUGGUAAGGAGGGGGGGAGGAUUGAGAGGGGUACGAGAGUUAGUGUGACGUUUAGGGUUGUUAAAAAGGUUGCCAAAGUUUCUGUUGGGAGGGUAUUUGGAAAGAGGGUUUAAGAAAAAGUUUUGGGUUUAUCGGUUAUGAAACCAAAAACCGCCAAAGCAUUCACAACAUGGAUCGAAAAUCUGUUGAUGGAGUGGUCAAAUUGCUUUGUAGAUACCACAUGUAUAACCCAUAUUUUAAUCAACUUGAUUUAUGCUA